CUAUGGCGUAGAGUAAUAUUAUAUAAUUACUCUAUGGUUACGCUAUUACUCCGUUGAUAACGAUCUCGUUUCCAGCCUGUAUAACACGAUUUAGAUACAAUCUUAAAUCGUGCUGUAUAAUCAUAGAAUAUUCUAUGGUAUAAUAUUAUCCGUGAAUGGCACCGUUUUAUCCUUGUGAAGUUGUGACUUGUCACAACGUGCUCGUAACUCGUGAAUCGUGAUUCGUGAAUCUUGAAUAUUCAUUGAGAUUUCAGCUACGUAUCUUUUCAUUCGUAGUGUCUUGACGAAUUUUCUUAUUGUUUUAUUAUUUUAGUAUACCUGUGUCUCUAAUAUUGAAAUUCAUCAGAUAUAACAUUAUAAUAUUACGAUUUUGAAUUAAAGUUUUUUCAGACUUGAAUGUUUGAAAUGUUAGGUUCUGGGUCAGGUGAAUUUUCUGGUAAGGCCAGGAAUACGUCAGAAUCUGGUAAGCCCACAGCACUUGCAGUGUUGAGUCAAUCAGAGACAUCACUAUUUAAUCAGACCACACAGCCUACUACGGGAAUUUUUGGAUCUACUGCUGUUGCGCCUGUAUUUGGUGUAAGUUUCCAGACACCUACCGCUCAUCCAAAAUUUGAAGGUUUCAGUACAGAUGGAACUUGUUCAUCGUUUGGAACUCCAACAAAAACAUCAACAUCUAAUGGAGGGUUAUUUGGCCGACGAAAUGCGUCAAUGGGUGAAAUAACAGGAGGUGGAUGUUUUGAUUCUAGUAAUUCUAAAACUUCAUUUCCACAAUCAAAACCAGUUGAAACACCAUUGGCCCAGUCAACUAGUAAUAUAUUUGCUGCACCUCAAACAAGCACUGCAGGCAACGCAAUAUUUGGCACAUCUACUACUGAUGGAACUUGUUUAUCGUUUGGAACUCCAACAAAAACAUCAAGAUCUAAUGAAGGGUUAUUUGGCCAACAAAAUGCUUCAAUAGGUGAAAAAAAAGGAGGUGGAUGUUUUGAUUCUAGUAAUUCUAAAACUUCAUUUCAACAAUCAAAACUAGUUGAAACACCAUUGGCCCAGUCACCUAGUAAUAUAUUUGCUGCACCUCAAACAAGCACUGCAAGCACCGGAAUAUUUGACACAUCUACUACUGUGUUGGGACAAACAAAAACAUCACUAUGUAAUCAGACUACACAGCCAAUUUGGGGAAUUUUUGGAUCUAUUGCUGUUGCGCCUGUAUUUGGAACAAGUUGCCAGACAACUAACGUCCAUCCAAAAUUUAAAGGUUUCAGUGCGGAUGGAACUUGUUCAUCAUUUGGAACUCCUACAGUAACAUCAACAUCUAAUGGAGGGUUAUUCGGCCGUCAAAAUGCUUCAAUGGGUGAAAAAAAAGGAGGUGGAUGUUUGUAUUCUAGUAAUUCUAAAACUUCAUUUCCACAAUCAAAACCAGUUGAAACACCAUUGGCUCAGUCAACUAGUAAUAUAUUUGCUGCACCUCAAACAAGCACUGCAAGCACCGGAAUAUUUGACACAUCUACUACUGUGUUGGGUCAAACAAAAACAUCACUAUGUAAUCAGACUACACAGCCUACUACGGGAAUUUUUGGAUCUACUAAUUUUGCGCCUGUAUUUGGAACAAGUUGCCAGACAACUAACGCCCAUCCAAUAUUUGAAGGUUUCAAUGCAGAUGGAACUUGUUCAUUGAUUGGAACUCCUACGUCAUCAUCUCAUGAAGGGUUAUUUGACCAACAAAAUGCUUCAAUGGGUAAAAAAACAGGAGGUGGAUGUUUUGAUUUUAGAAAUUCUAAAACUUCAUUUCGACAAUCAAAACCAGUUGAAACACCAUUGGCCCAGUCAACUAGUAAUAUAUUUACUGCUCCUCGAACAAGCACUGCAAGCACUGGAAUAUUUGGCACAUCCACUACUGUGUUGGGACAAACAAAAACAUCACUAUGUAAUCAGACUACACAGCCAAUUUGGGGAAUUUUUGGAUCUAUUGCUGUUGCGCCUGUAUUUGGAACAAGUUGCCAGACAACUAACGUCCAUCCAAAAUUUAAAGGUUUCAGUGCGGAUGGAACUUGUUCAUCAUUUGGAACUCCUACAGUAACAUCAACAUCUAAUGGAGGGUUAUUCGGCCGUCAAAAUGCUUCAAUGGGUGAAAAAAAAGGAGGUGGAUGUUUGUAUUCUAGUAAUUCUAAAACUUCAUUUCCACAAUCAAAACCAGUUGAAACGCCAUUAGCACAGCCAACUAGUAAUAUAUUUGCUGCACCUCAAACAAGCACUGCAGGCAACGCAAUAUUUGACACAUCUACUACUGGUUUCAAUGCAGAUGGAACUUCUUCAUUGCAUGGAACUCCUACAGCAACAUCAACAUCUAAUGGAGGAUUAUUUGGCCAAGAAAAUGCUUCAAUGGGAGGAAAGGCAGGAGGUGUAUGUCUUGGUUCUAGUAAUUCUAAUACUUCAUUUCGACAAUCAAAACCAUCUGGAACACCAUUGGCCCAGUCAACUAAUAAUAUAUUUGCUGCACCUCAAACAAGCACUGCAGGCGCUGAAAUAUUUGGCACAUCUACUACUGGUCAUGCUGCAUCAGGAUUUGGAGCAACAUCUGAUGGUGGUACAACCAUAAAAUUUAAUCCUGUGACAGGUACUGAUACAUGUGUCAUUAAUGGUGUAAUUCAUUCAAUGAAUACUAGUUAUCAAUCAAUAACUGUUAUGAAAGAAUAUGAAACAAAAGCUUUUGAGGAAUUGAGAUUUGAAUAUUAUUUUGCAAACCGCAAAGUUGGACAACAGGGUGCUGUUUAUGGCGGAAUUUUUGAAAGCCCUAAAACUUUGUUUAGUUCUACGACAACUUUAAAUACAGGUUUAUUCGGAGUGAAUGAUAAUAACCUACUUUAUGGUACAACUUCAACAACACCUAUACUACUCGGAGACUUCUACGUAGACGUUAUAACAAAAGUUCAACUAUUUGCUGCUCCUCAGACAAAUAUAUUUGGAACUACUGCCUCUUCGACUUUUGUUACCCAAACUUCAGGAUUUGGCCAAGAUGGAUUCGGGCAACCCAAUCAGAACAACCUAUUUGGUAAAAAUAAAUCAGCAUUCGGUCUUGGAUCAACACAAUCAACAGGUUUUGGUUUUGGAACUAAUAUAUUUACUAGUUCACGUGGUCUUUUUGGAAGUAAACCUAAUUCUGGUUUUCAAAUGACUUCUUCAGCUUUUGGCACAGAUAAUACUUUUGGAGCCACAUCAACAGCUCAACCAGCUACUGGUGGAUUAUUUGGUUCUAAAGCUUUUACUGAGGCACCAGCUAUAUCAUUAUUUAACCAAACAACAAAUAAUAUAACAGGUGUAUUUAAUGCUACAAGUUCAGGAGGGAAAUGGAAAGAGAACACAAGGAAUGAAGGAACUGGACUUUUUGGACUAUCUCAUCGUAGUAGUGUUGGUACAGGUGGAUCAUUUUUUGGUAGUAACAAACAAACUGGUAAAUUAGGACUUUUUGGAAAGUAAUUAAAUUUGAAUAAAACUUAAAAUUUAAUAUAUAA
Molecule: messenger RNA, 3506 nt
Organism: Acyrthosiphon pisum (pea aphid)
Lineage: Eukaryota; Metazoa; Arthropoda; Insecta; Hemiptera; Aphididae
Product: nucleoporin nup189-like
Exons: 16
Coding region: 397-3471 (1024 amino acids)
Biological process (GO): RNA export from nucleus; post-transcriptional tethering of RNA polymerase II gene DNA at nuclear periphery; telomere tethering at nuclear periphery
Cellular component (GO): nuclear pore; nuclear pore cytoplasmic filaments
Molecular function (GO): structural constituent of nuclear pore; RNA binding
Source: RefSeq, a predicted model, not a curated record